UAUUGCAGAAAAAGUAUUGAUAACAAGACUGACAACUCAACGCUGGCUGGAUGUUGGAACAUCAUGGACUGAGGAUGAACAUAGAAGUGCACAUGCACGUAUGGUUUAUGAAUAUCGUGCAACUUGCAGUGCACAUUAUUAUGGCAAGGGUUGUGAGAAUCUAUGCAGACCCCGUGACGAUAGCUUUGGACAUUACAGCUGCAGUCCAACCGGUGAACGUGUAUGCUUGUCAGGAUGGAAGGGCGAUUAUUGUGCAACUCCUCGCUGUUUGACUGGAUGUAAUGAACAGCAUGGACACUGCAGUCAACCCAACGAAUGCACAUGUAAUCCUGGCUGGACUGGACAAUUCUGUGACCAAUGUGUUAGAUAUCCAGGAUGUCUUCAUGGUACAUGCCAAAAACCAUGGGGUUGUAUGUGUAAUGAAGGAUGGGGUGGUUUAUUUUGUAAUCAAGAUUUAAAUUAUUGUACAAAUCAUAAACCAUGUAUGAAUGGUGGCACCUGUUUUAACACCGGUCAAGGUUCUUACACCUGUUCUUGUGCUCCUGGCUUUACUGGUACUGAUUGUGAAACACCAUUGUCUGAUUGUCAUUCAAAUCCUUGUUUAAAUGGUGGUUCAUGUUCAAUGAAUAACAAUAAUACAAUUACUGGAUCAUCAUUAUCCUCAUCAUCAUCAGGAUCAUCAGGAUCAUCAGGGUCAUCAUCAUCAUCAUCAUCUUCAACAGGAUUAUCAAAUCAAUUCAACAACAACAACAACAUGGGAAAUAAAACAAAUGAAUCAACAAUUCAAACAGCAUAUCGUUGCACCUGUUUACCAGGUUGGAGUGGUCGUCAUUGUGAAAUAACAUCAAAAUCAUGUAGAGAUUCACCAUGUUUACAUAAUGGUGUAUGUGUUGAUGAUUCAUUAAAAGGAUAUACUUGUCAUUGUCCAGCUGGUUAUUCUGGUAAAGAUUGUGAAACACAAGUUGAUGAAUGUUCACCAAAUCCAUGUAAUAAUAAUGGUACAUGUACACCAACACAAAAUGGUUUUAUGUGUACUUGUCCAGCUGGUUAUACUGGUGAUAAUUGUGAAAUAAAUAUUGAUGAUUGUCAAGGUGAUCCAUGUUUAAGUGGUGGUACAUGUGUUGAUAUGAUUAAUCGUUUUCGUUGUCAAUGUGUACCUGGUUAUGUUGGAUUAUUGUGUCAAGAUAAAGUUGAUUAUUGUUUAGCUAAACCAUGUGCAAAUGGUGGUAUAUGUGCAUCUGGAACAAAUGAUUAUGUUUGUACAUGUAAAGCUGGUUUUACUGGUAAAGAUUGUAGUGUUGAUGUUGAUGAAUGUAAAAGUAAUCCAUGUAAUAAUGGUGGUUUAUGUAAAAAUCGUGUUAAUGGUUUUGUUUGUGAGUGUACAACUGGAUGGCGUGGUGAUACAUGCAAUGAACAAAAUGAUGGUACAACAAUUGUACGUCCAUCAAACAACAACAACAACAACAACUAUAACAACAAUAACAACAACAAUAAACGUCAUUUUAAUAUGAAUAAUACAAAUAACAACAACAACAAUAAUCAUCAUUAUAAUAAUAAUGGUAUACCACCAUCAGGUGCAAGUUAUUGGUCUGGUAAUUUAUCAAGACCAUCAGCUGAAGCACGUGAUGCUGGUUUAACAACUGAACAUGUUGUUGUUAUUGCAACAUUAUCAACAGCAGUACCAGCAUUUGUACUUGUUGCUGCAAUUGCUGUUAUGUGUAUGAAACGUCGUCAAAAACGUGAACAAGCACGUGCUGAUGAAGAAGCACGUAUACAAAAUGAAAGAAAUGCUGUACACAGUAGUUUAACAAAACGUAUUGUAACAAGUAAUUGUAAUGGUACAAAUAGUAAUGGUAAUAGUAGUUUAUAUCAAGGUAAUCAAACAAAUACAAAUAGUAGUAGUAUUUGUUCAAUAAAUGGUGAUUCACAUAUGAUUAAAAAUACAUGGACUGCAAAUAAAAGUGUUAAUAAUUCACGUAAUGAUAAUACACGUGAUGAUUUAGAUUUAUCAUUUCAAACUGAUAGUGGACAUGAUAUAUCAUGUGGCGGUGGAGGUGGAGGAGGAGGUGGUGGUUAUAAACCAGAACAAAUAAUAAAUGAUGGAAGAUCAAGAACACCAAAACAAUUAAAUACUGAUGCUGCUGCACAUCGUACAUCUUAUCAUUUUCAAAAAGAUAAAGAUAUAUGUGGUAGUGUUGGUGGUUUAAUUGAUUCAAAAAGAACAUCAUCAAUAUUUUCAACAAAUAAUAAUAACAAUAAUAAUAAUAAUAAUAACAAUAAUACAGAUUCAUGUUGUGGUAAUGAUCCAGCGUUACUUAAAAGACCGUUAAAUGAUAGUGGUGGCGGGGGUGGUGGUGGUGUUAAUGAGGGUAAUUGUGGUGUAUAUGUCAUUGAUGAUCAUUAUAGACAUGAUUCAAGUAUUGCAUCAACCCUUGCAACAGAAGUGUAGUAGUCAUCCAUUUAUUUAAUUUAAACUAAAAAAAGAAAUUAUUAUUAUUAUUAUACAGACAAUGCAUUGCUGCGUUACAAAGACUAUUAUCAAUUAUUAUUCUCUCUCUUUUCUUUUUUUUUUUUUUUCAAUAUUUUUUUAAAUUCAAUUUUGGUAUAAUUAUUAAUUAUUAUUAUUAAAACUAUAUUUUCAAUCUCCCUGAUUAGUCAGCCGUAUAUUUAUCCGUUAUUUUUUUUUUUUUUCAAAUAACUGUUAAAACUUUUUUGACUAUUUUUCGUUUUUUUAUUUUAUUUUUUUUGAUACUGUAUUUUAUUGUGAUUAAAGUUACUUUUAAUAGCUUGAUAUUGAGUUUAAUUAAUUUCAAAUUAUUACGAAAAAAAAAAAAAAUAAUACAGUAAAUAGAAAAAAAAAUAAAUAAACUUAAAAUUACGCCAAAAUGUUUUAGAAACAUUUAAAUGCACAUUUACGCGAGUAACUGGAUUAUUUCGUGUUAGCACAAAAUAGACAGGGAGAUUUGAAUGAAAAAUAAGAAGAAAAAAAAAAUAUAUAUAUAUUAAAUAAAUAAUAGUUAAAGAAUAAAUUAAAAAAAAAAAAAAAAAAAUAUAAAAAAAAAAGAAAAAGAGAGACGAAGAUAAAAGUGAGAGAGCCGCUUCGGUGAUGCAAAUGCACGCCAACGCGCAAAAUAAUAAAAUUUAAAAUAAUAAUAAAUAAAUAAAUAAAAAACACCCCCCUCCACAAGUCCCUUAGGUAUUUAUAAUAAUUAUCAAUGCUCGAAGCAAAAGUAAAAUAAAACGAAAAAAAAAAAAAAACUGUACAGAAUUAAUUUAUUAUAAUUGUUAUUUACUAUUAUUACGGAGUUUUCACCGUGCUAUUGAUGUUAUGUGUAUUUAAAAAAAAAAACGACGACGAAAAUGAUGAUGAUGAUGAAGAAAAAAACUAAGAAAAAUGAAAAAAAAAAAAACAUAAUAUUAAUAGCUUUAUUAUUGAUAAUUAUAUUAUGGAUUAUCAUUGUUCCAAUAAAUUAAAUUUACGUUUAUGUGUAUGUUAGAGUGACCUCUGUAUAUGUGCAUUUCAAUUUUUUUUUUUUAAAUUUUUUUUGUAAACGUCGAUUAAUAUAUAUAAAAAAUAAAAAAUAUAUUUUUUUUUGCAACGAGUGAUUAUGUGCGUGUGAGAAAAAAUUGUACAUCGAGUAUGCAUGUAUAUGUCUGUAAAUGUGUAUUAUUUUAUAUAUAUAAAUAUAUCUAUAUAUUUUUUUUUUUUUUUUGAAUGUAAAAACGUCAGGAUUUAUAUAUGUUUCGUAAUGAUAUUUUUUUUUUUUUUUUAUUUCUUUUUGUUUUGUCGGGAAGGCGCUUUUUUCGAUGACCCGAUUUUGUGUGUGCGCGGCCUUUAAAUCAAAUCGAAAUCUUUUGUGACUUUGGAAUUUUUUUGGUAAAAUUUUAGAAUCA
Molecule: messenger RNA, 3894 nt
Organism: Aphidius gifuensis
Lineage: Eukaryota; Metazoa; Arthropoda; Insecta; Hymenoptera; Braconidae
Product: neurogenic locus protein delta-like
Exons: 3
Coding region: 101-2449 (782 amino acids)
Biological process (GO): heterophilic cell-cell adhesion; establishment or maintenance of epithelial cell apical/basal polarity; cell communication
Cellular component (GO): protein-containing complex; plasma membrane
Molecular function (GO): calcium ion binding
Source: RefSeq, a predicted model, not a curated record